Messenger RNA from Electrophorus electricus (electric eel), 2655 nucleotides. Its product is annotated as kinesin-like protein KIF20A. Lineage: Eukaryota; Metazoa; Chordata; Actinopteri; Gymnotiformes; Gymnotidae. Gene Ontology annotation, biological process: mitotic spindle assembly; spindle elongation; microtubule-based movement. Gene Ontology annotation, molecular function: ATP binding; microtubule binding; plus-end-directed microtubule motor activity. The record is from RefSeq and is a predicted model, not a curated record. Gene Ontology annotation, cellular component: nucleus; mitotic spindle; spindle microtubule.
UCCUGCUGCUAUAUUUUGCUGAAUAAGUUGAAUUGGGACAGAGGAGUUUGGGAAAGUUUGUUGAUUUCUAGUUUUGCCUAAAAGCACUUAUCUUUCUUUGGUAAGCAUGCAGUCAUUAUAUAAGCAUGGCUAAUUGUUUCUUAGGUUGGUGUCUAACAAUAAGCUUUCUCAUAGAUAGCCAUGGCAACGACUAUUGACCUGACACACGAGGAUGUAGACUUGUUGGCCAUGCAGUCAACAGCUUGUGAGCCUCACCAUGUUGUGCUUCCGGAACUUUCUGGCCUUUCUUCUAUUAAUUCACAGAGUGAGUCAGCAGAUGCUUCAGAGCAGCAGCUCCGUGUGUACCUCCGGGUUCGUCCCUUUAGCAAGGAAGAACUCAACAAUAAUGAGGACCAGGGCUGUGUGGUGUUGGAGAGUGCAGAAACUGCCACUCUGCAUGCGCCUAAAGGCUCUGCCACCAUGAAGAGCAGUGAGAGAGGCGUUGGUCAUCAGCUUCAUAAGUUCAGUUUCACCAAGAUUUUUGCACCGGAGGCAACUCAGGUGGAGUUUUUUGAUGGAACAAUCAAGCCACAAGUGCAGGACUUUUUGCAUGGCAAAAAUGCGUUGGUGUUCAGCUAUGGUGUAACCAAUGCUGGAAAGACCCACACUAUACAAGGUUCUGCCAAGGACCCUGGGGUUUUGCCACGUGCUCUGGAGGCAGUGUUCAAGCACAUCGGCGGGCGACUGUAUGAGCACAUGGACUUGCGGCCGUACUUGAGCUCAGAUGUACAGAAGCUGGAUCUGGAUCAGCUCCGGGCAGAGAGGGUUGCCAAGGUGGCCCUUUUCAGUCUGCUCAAAGAGGACUCUGAACCUACCAGGAGCAGGAGCUCUUCCUCUUCUGUCAAUAGUCUCUCCUUUUCUGGAGUCUCUUAUGAUCAGACCGUGGACAGUGCAGAGGGGUCCAGUGAGGACAUGCAGUGUUCAUACUCCAUGUGGGUGUCUUACUACGAGAUCUACAACGAGCAAGUGUAUGACCUGCUUCAGCUAACUAUUGCCAACAAGGCAAGGAGACGUCCUGCAUUGCGCGUGUGUGAAGACAGUGCAGGAAACUCCUAUGUUAGAGAUCUGCGGUGGGUUAAUGUCCAGACUUCUGAGGAGGCAGCCAAGGUGCUGCGAGUGGGCAACAAGAACCGCAGUGCUGCUGCCACUAAAAUGAACCAGUCAUCCAGCAGAAGCCACAGCAUUUUCACCAUCAAGCUGAUGCGCGUCGAUGGAACUGAUGUCCAAGGAAUGUCUGAGCUUUCACUGUGCGACCUUGCCGGCUCGGAGCGGUGCAACAAGACCAAAACAUUUGGAGAGCGCCUGAAAGAGGCGGGUAACAUCAACACCUCACUGCUCAUUCUGGGCAAGUGCAUGGUAGCACUCCGCAACAACCAAGGCGACCGGGCGAAGAAUGGAUAUGUCCCGUUUCGGGAGAGCAAGCUGACCCGCCUCUUCCAGGGCGUGUUCUGUGGCCGAGGCAGGGCCUCCAUGAUUGUCAACAUCAACCAGUGUGCCUCCACAUAUGAUGAGACUCUCCAUGUCAUGAAGUUCUCUGCCAUUGCCAAGGAGGUGGUUCAGGUGAUCCCACCCCGCUCUCUUGAGUCUUUAGCACCACGCCUGAUUGGCCGGAAUGGUAAGCCGUUGUUGACCAAUGGGCUAAUUGACACCCAGGCAGUGGAUGACUACCUAUCAGAGGAUGAGUUGUUGGAUGGUGAUGAAGAAGCAGACAUGUCGAUAUUGCCUCAGGAGGAGCUUCUGAUUUUGGUGGAGAGUCUGAGGACAAAACUGUUGGCUGAGCGAAAGAAAAACCUGCUUCAAGAGAUUCAAAUCCGCAAAGAGAUGGGAGAUGCCAUGUUGCAGCAAAUCAUGGAGAUUGAGGAGCUCCACAGUCGUCAGAUGGCAGACUUGAAGGAGAGUUAUGAGGAGAAGAUGGACAGCACAUUUGAGAUGUAUAAAGAGGCACUGAAGGAGCAUGCUUAUCAGUGCGCUCUGGAGCGUCUAGAAGAAGACUACGUCCCUCUGGAGGACUAUACAGCAGAGCAGGACCGGGCCAAGGAGCUUGAGAUGCGUGUUGAUGAACUGGAAUGGAAACACCAGAGUUCUGCACCUGCUGCUGGUUUUGCAUCAGCUCUCCAGCAGGAAAACUCCACACAGACUGACCCCAUGCAUCCAACCACACAGGAAACAGAUUCUGAUCGGUUCAAACUACUCUACAAGGACAAAUGUGCAGUGGAACAGCUUUGUGCAGAGAAACAAGAGUUGAUCACAUCUCUUGAGAAGCGCGUACAGGAGUUGACUGAAACUCUGCAGGAAGCUGGAGAGAGCUACAUGGAGAAGCUCACCAAGGUCCAGAAUCUUCAGAACAGGCUGAUUCAUCAGGAGCGAGAAGCUGAGCGUUUGCAGGGUGAGCUCACAGAAAGGGAGGCAGAACUGUGUGUUCUGAAGGAGGGGCUUUCUAAGCAGGCCAAUGAUUCUGCAGGGCAGUCACGUCAGAGGCGAGGACUGCUAGUGAAUAUCAAAGAAUCAAUGUCAUCCCCGUCCUCAGGAAACCUGUGUCGCACGAUCAGAAAAUCCGUUCGCACUACCACCUCUUUGAAGAAGAAACCCAACUGAGUGACUGCCUGUGUGACUUGA